This is a messenger RNA of Cryptomeria japonica (Japanese cedar), 1050 nucleotides long. RefSeq names its product G-type lectin S-receptor-like serine/threonine-protein kinase At2g19130. Gene Ontology annotation, molecular function: protein kinase activity; ATP binding. The transcript has a single exon. Bases 1 to 1050 code for a protein of 349 amino acids. NCBI's taxonomy places the organism in Eukaryota, Viridiplantae, Streptophyta, Pinopsida, Cupressales, Cupressaceae. Gene Ontology annotation, biological process: protein phosphorylation. The record is from RefSeq and is a predicted model, not a curated record.
AUGGACAAGCCUGCAGAUUUCUCAGACCCUUUUCUCACAAUGUUUAGUUACAAGGAGUUGAAAAUUGAAACGAGGAAUUUCAGGUCUAAGUUAGGGAGGGGAGGAUUCGGCUCCGUGUUUAAAGGAUCUCUAGCAGAUGGUACGCUUGUGGCCCUAAAGAAAAUGGAGGGUUCGAGACAAGAUGAGAAGCAAUUCAGAGCGAAAAUCAGUUCCCCUGGAAGCAUACAACAUGUGAAUUUAGUCAGGCUACGAGGGUUUUUUGCAGAAGGGUCGCGACGGUUAUUGGUUUAUGAUUACAUGCCCCACGGCUCUCUGAAUUCCUUUCUGUUCACAAGUCCGUCCAAAAGUAAACGGAGGGUACUCGACUGGAAGAUCCGAUUGGAGAUCGCGUUAGGUUCUGCAAGAGGGUUACUUUAUCUCCACGAAGAAUGCAGAGAUUGCAUCAUUCACGGCGAUGUCAAGCCCGAAAACAUUCUGCUGGACAGUAAUUUGUCCCCCAAGUUAGCGGAUUUCGGCCUGGUAAAGCUUGUGGGUAUAGAUUUUAGCCGCGAGCUGACCACCACACGAGGAACCAGAGGGUACUUGGCUCCAGAGUGGAUCUUUGGUCUUCCCAACUCAUCUAAGGUUGACGUCUACAGUUUUGGUAUGACGCUUUUGGAAAUCAUUUCGGGACAAAGAAAUGUAAACUUAAAUGUCCAAGCUUCAAGUAACUUUUACUUUCCUUCAUGGGCUGCAACUCAAAUUCAGCAGGGGAGCACGAUGAAUAUUGUGGAGGAGGGUGUUGCAGCGGAGGCAAACAUGGAAGAGGUGAGAAGAGUAUGUGUUGUAGCGUUGCUAUGCAUUCAAGAGGACGAGGAAGUGAGGCCUAGCAUGGGGCAAGUGGUGCAGAUGCUGGAAGGGAAUAUAGAGCCUCAAACUCCGCAGAUUUCGAGCUCAACGUUUAGGCCAGAACACCCAAGUGACACAAGCAGCUACAGCGAGGGUAACGUUACCAGUAAGAAAAAUGUUAAUGGAUCAAUGCAUUCUAAAAUGCAGAGGCAUGUUAUUUAA